AUGGGAGGUGCUGCAAAAUUAUCACAGCAAAUUGAACGUCUUGUUGAGGUGGUUGAGAGUAGGAGAACAUCAAUGACUAAUACAGUUUCACAAGGAGCUAGUAUUGCUAAAGUGAUGAAAGAUAUUGCAACUUUACCUGGGGCAGAGCGUGGUAGCAAAUAUUUUAGUAACUUACUUGAUAUUGUAUGUCGUUUGGCUGUGGAUGUAAUUAAACCAUUGGAAAAUGCGUUUAACAACACUCCAAAGGAAAUCCUACAAGAUUCUAGAUAUAUGCCUCAUUUCAAGGAUUGUAUUGGUGCUAUAGAUGGUGUUCAUGUGCAAGCCAUAGUAUCUCCUUCUAAUCAAAUACCAUUUAUUGGUAGAAAAGGGAUACCUACCCAAAAUGUGAUGGAUGCAUGCAAUUUUGACACGCAAUUUAUAUUUGCAUGUGCCGGAUGGGAAGGCACGACCCAUGACACAAGGAUAAUUUUAUCGGCUUUACGUGAUCAGAGUUUGAAUUUUCCUAAACCUCCAAAUGGAAAAUAUUAUCGAGUCGAUGCGGGAUACCCACAAAUGAGAAGCUACUUAGAACCAUAUAAAGGUGAAAGAUAUCAUCUUCCAGAUUUUCGCAGGGGUGUUCAACCGAUGGGUCAUAAAGAGGUAUUCAAUCAUGCACACUCUUCCCUUAGAAGUGUUAUUGAACGCACUUUUGGAGUAUGGAAAAAGAGAUGGAGUAUUUUACGAGACAUGCCUAGUUAUCCUUUUGCAAAACAAGUAAAAAUCGUUAUUGCAAACAUGGCACUUCAUAACUAUAUAAGAAGACAUGUCAAACGUGAUUGUCAUUUUGAUGAAAGUGAAAAUGACCUAAAUGGUAUUCAAUGUGAAGAGAUUGAGAUAGAGGUUGAUGCACAACAAGAAGAUGAUCCUGCAACACAAGAAAUUAAGGCAUUAAGAAAUCAUAUAGCCGCAAGUUUAAUGAGUUCAUCUACCUAG
Prunus avium (sweet cherry) is the source of this 972-nucleotide messenger RNA. The record is from RefSeq and is a predicted model, not a curated record. Lineage: Eukaryota; Viridiplantae; Streptophyta; Magnoliopsida; Rosales; Rosaceae.